This is a messenger RNA of Nasonia vitripennis (jewel wasp), 882 nucleotides long. RefSeq lists its product as uncharacterized. The record is from RefSeq and is a predicted model, not a curated record. The coding region runs from base 1 to 882 and encodes 293 amino acids. Gene Ontology annotation, molecular function: nucleic acid binding. The transcript has a single exon. Lineage: Eukaryota; Metazoa; Arthropoda; Insecta; Hymenoptera; Pteromalidae.
AUGACUAUCGAGCGAAAUGAUCCACGAGUAUUGGUGGUGCUUGUUAUGAUUUAUUUAGAUCCUCAUAUUUCAAUUCGACAAAUAGAAGUACGAUCUGGCAUCUCGAGAGAAACAGUGAGAAGAAUAACAAGACUCCAUCGUUACCAUCCAUAUCAUAUUACUUUGACCCAAGAGCUAACAGAACGUGAUUUUGAAAGAAGGUUACGAUUUUGCCAAUGGGCACAGGAAAGAUUGCAAAACGAUCCACAUUUUUUCAGGUACGUCAUGUUUUCCGAUGAAGCCACUUUCCAUAAUACAGGUCAACUAAACCGACACAAUUCCCACUAUUGGUCCAUUGAAAAUCCUCAUUGGACCCGUGCAGUCGAUCACCAACAUCAAUGGAGUCUUGUAGUAUGGUGUGAUAUUGUUAAUGGCUAUCUAAUUGGGCCUUACUUUUUUGACGGUAAUGUUAACAGAGAUAGAUACCUCCAUUUUCUGACAAAUGAAUUACCAAAUCUGUUAGAAGAUGUUAAUAUACAAACCAGAAUGCGUAUGUGGCUUCAACAUGAUGGUGCACCUGCGCAUAGAAGUUUAGAUGUUCAAGAUUUUUUAAAUCAAACAUACCGUAAUAGAUGGAUAGGUAUUGGACGUGGUGAAGAUCAUGUUGAGUGGCCUCCACGAUCCCCAGAUCUCACGAGCCCAGAUUUUUAUUUAUGGGGCUUUUUGAAAAACAGCGUGUAUGCGGACGCCCCUACUACUAGAGAAAAUAUGAUGCAAAGAAUCAUUAAUACUUGCAGAGGCAUACCAAGGCAUGUGCUUCUGUCGACUGUUGGAAGCUUUGAGCGAAGAAUUCAACUAUGUAUUAGACAUCAUGGAGGGAUUUUUGAACACUUAAUUAGGUAA